GUGAACUUCUGCACUUCUUCAACGCCAUUUAUUUCAAAUUUUCCUGGAUUGUUAUUCCAAAGAGUUCUACGACUUAUAACACAUUCAUGCGCCACACAAUUCCAAAUACAUCUAAGACAUAAUGUCAACCAUCCACACCCUCCAAGCCCGUCUCAAAGAGACCUCCAAUGCCCUAUACGAAACAAAACCACUCAUCGAUCGUCUCCGAAACUUCACCCAAGCCAUUGGCCAAGGCGACGAAGCGCGCCUCGAACUCGGUGCCGAAAUCCACUCAAGACUGAAAAAUGUCGAAGAGGAAAUGGAGAUUUUGAAUGUUGAGGUUGAAGGGUUGGAAGUUACGACGGGUGCACAAAGUAAACGGAAGACGGGUGAUAAUAAUGGAGAGAAGGAUGCGGAGAGAAAAAUGGUUAUUGGGAUCGCGGAGAGGUUGAUGAGUGAUUUGAAACGGACAAGAACCGAAUUCCGAACCGCGCAACUCCAGGCAAACCGUAACGCAGAAGCUGCUCGCAGAAAAGAGCGAGAGAUGCUAUUUGCGCGACCCAGUGAAAGAGCCGAAUCAACAAUCAAAGGAUCCAACAAGUUUACCCAGAAUGAUAUUGUGGUGAAUGCAUCGAAUGAUGUUACGGCCGCCCUUAGGAGGACACACGAGCUUAUGCGGACGGAGCUUUCACGUAGUCAGUUUGCGCAAGAGACACUAGAGCAAUCAACAGCCGCACUUUCCUCCCUCUCCGAAUCCUACACCAACCUUGACACCGUCUUAUCAUCCACCAGAACUCUCGUCAGCUCUCUCCUCCGGUCCCAGAAAUCCGAUACAUGGUAUCUCGAGACAUCCUUCUACUUACUCAUUGGCACUAUCGCAUGGCUCGUUUUCAGAAGGAUACUUUAUGGACCCAUGUGGUGGCUUGCCUGGAUGCCAGUGAAGAUGAUAUAUAAUGUUGUUGCAUCUGUUAUCGGGCUGGCGACUAUCUCGGAAUCCAUUGCUACCACGACCUCGGCCGUUAUCAGCGCUACACAGGUCACAUCUCUACCUGGGGAAACUGAAACAGCGAGUAUAGUGAUGGAUGGAGCAGAUGCUCCAGUUAUGAAGACCUACGAACAGGUAUCUGCGGAGACGGAAAAUGAGAAUAGUGUACUUGAUAAGAUUAAUCACAUGGUCAAAGGAGAUCAACAACACGAAACAGCGGAGGAAUAUGACGGUCCACGAAAUACGAAGAAGAGAAUGUGGGAAGAACCCGUGGAACGACGUGAUGAAUUAUAAACCAAUGAUUAUAUGAUAUAAUAAUGUGUGGAUAUUUUCGAAAUGCAUAGCGUAUGGCCAAUUGAGCGUCUAUUUUGAUACUUCAAGGUAUAUUUCCUCAAGUCCUCGUAUCCUGGGAGAGAAAAGAAGAGAGAAGCCGAGGCGAUCAUAGCAAUACCAUUUGGACAGAACAUUUUAGAAAGAGCGUGUGGGGGUGAGAGAGUAUGUAAUGGAAAGGAG
Molecule: messenger RNA, 1477 nt
Organism: Talaromyces stipitatus ATCC 10500
Lineage: Eukaryota; Fungi; Ascomycota; Eurotiomycetes; Eurotiales; Trichocomaceae
Product: protein transport membrane glycoprotein Sec20, putative
Exons: 3
Coding region: 122-1258 (378 amino acids)
Biological process (GO): retrograde vesicle-mediated transport, Golgi to endoplasmic reticulum
Cellular component (GO): endoplasmic reticulum; SNARE complex
Molecular function (GO): SNAP receptor activity
Source: RefSeq, a predicted model, not a curated record